Molecule: messenger RNA, 1778 nt
Organism: Alligator sinensis (Chinese alligator)
Lineage: Eukaryota; Metazoa; Chordata; Crocodylia; Alligatoridae
Product: tRNA selenocysteine 1-associated protein 1
Exons: 10
Coding region: 462-1310 (282 amino acids)
Molecular function (GO): RNA binding
Source: RefSeq, a predicted model, not a curated record
GAGGGAGGGAAGGCGCUUUUUUCGCCCGAUUUGGGUGGGGCGACAGGCGCGAGCGGGACAGCCCAGACGCGAGGUCCGGGGCGGGGGCGGAAGCGGGAUCUGCGCUGCUCUUCGACGGCGACGCGGCGGACGCAGGGCUGAACAGAUCGAAUGACAAGAGUCAAGCUCAGAGGAUAGAAGUACCUGAACUGCUGUAGUCUAGAAGCCCGUGAUCACUUCAGACAAGACCUCACUGCACCCCUUUGUUCUGACACUUGCAAUUUUUCUGCAGCCAAACUCAUUUUUAUUGUGCAGCAUCUUGCAUUGAAUGCGCACAUAGUGAGGAUCAGAACCAGUUGUGAGGCAGCACAGCAGCUUACCUUUUGUCAAGACAACUUCACCUUUUGUGAAGACAACUUUUGAACCCUGGCGAACCAGAAGAAGCUGUCAGUCCUUUAGUCAGCUUGACAAGUCAGGGGAAUAUGGCUGUUCAUACAAUCCUUUGGCUCUGUUAUUUUUGCCAGGCGUUUUCAGAGGCUGCUUUCCCUCAUGGGAGGCGGAGGGAGAAAUGGGACCCCAGGCUUCUUUCAAGGGCAAGGACCUUAUGGGAAAACACAAGAGCGAGUGUCUACCGGCCUAUAGUUGGUGGAGAGGACCCCAGAAGAAGCGGAAGAAAAAGAAAUCUAAGUCUGCUAGAGUUGAAUAUACCAGAUUAUUCAAUAUUUGUAGGAGAGCUAACUCCUGAAGUGGAUGAUUUCCAGCUGUAUGACUAUUUUCUGAAGAGGUACCCUUCAUGCAUUGACUGCAAAAUAGCCACAGAUCUUUUGGGAUACUCCAGAGGGUAUGCCUUUGUCAGAUUUGGUGAACAAGGUGAUCAGAUGAGAGCUCUGCAAGACUGCCAAAAUGCAGCAGGUCUAGGGGGAAAACGAAUCCGACUGAGUAUAGGAAUUUCUAAAAGACUGAAAGCAGAAUUCCAGCGGUACCAGUCUUACAACUACAAUGAUUAUUACCAGGACUAUCAGAACUACUACUCACAAUGGGGUUAUGAUCCUUACCCUGACUACAACUACAGCUAUUCUUCCUAUGACAACAUGCAUCAUGUUGCAGACACUGCUAUGGGUGACCAAAUUAUGACUCCAGCUCAAUUUGAGGAGCCUGCAGCUGCAGCUGAAAUCAAUGAUGAUCUAAUAACUGAAGAUCCACAGCUUUUCCUGGAUGUUGAUGAAAUGAACAAACAAUUUAUGGAAAGAAGCGAAGAACUAUAUGAUGCACUCAUGAAUUGUCACUGGCAACCUCUGGAUGUCACCUGUGAAAUCCCUUUUGCUUUCUAAGGGUCUUUUAUAUAGCAUGAUCGUUAUGACCGAGGUGCUAAAACUACAUUUCUUCUACAUUUUACUUUAGAUCAUAAGUUUUUAAAGCACAAUGAUAGGUUGUUUUUUCUGUUUGUUUGUUUUUUUUUGCUAUGCUUUGGACAGCCUUUGUAACUUUUGUUCACCACCAUACUCUAUGACGCAUCUUGAAAUCAUGUAAAUAUUCUAGAAAUGUAAAGAGUUAAUUAGGGUCUAAAGGAUAGACUUGCUUGUGUAAAUAAAAUCUUGUUUCUGCAAACCUGCCAGUACAGUUGCACUCAUUCACUUGUGUGGAGUACCUGCUGUCUUCUGGCUUUACAAAAUCAAGUGGUAGUUUUAAUUCCAUAAUAAUCUGCCUUCUGUUCUGGGGUAGAUUCUUGUAUUGAAUGACUGGAGCUUGUGGAUGCUAGGCUUCAUGUCAAGGAAAUAAAUGUGAAUAUAUUGUGCAAA